UUAGGAUGAUAAUGGCUGCUAUCUCCGUUUCCAGCAAUAAUACUGUACCUUAAGACCGGGGGAGAGUAGGUUUUGGUGUAUUGUUUGGUCCCUUUCUUUUUACCCCCGACAUCAAUGCCUUUUUUCAUUAUUCUUUUUACUGUCAUCACUUACCACCGUAUAUUAAAUGUAGCAGGUGUUACUUUAAAUAUCUGAGCUCCGCGUCAGAAUCCAUUAAAAAAAAAAAAGAUCAAAUAAAGAAAAAAAAAAAGCCCCAAUUUUUGUAUACAUUAUUUCUCCAGGAGAUUAAAAGCAGUAAAGAAGAACACUUUAUUGACCCACCACCAAAGAUGGCUCCGAUCUUGAACACACAGUCCACCACCGGACUCCCUCUUUGCCUUUCUGGGAUCACUCAUCCUGUUGCUCUCUCCAAAGAGAUGGCAGAUCAUGAUCGCAGAAGAAAAGGGCUCAAGAAAUCGAGAUUGAGGCUUGAAAAAUUGUUGCAUGCAGUUGCUUCCGCGGAUCAGGAUGAUUCUUAUUUCUUCGGAGCUACUGUUCAAAGGAUCCAACAAGAUCUUCAAGGACUUUCUGAAGAAGUCAGCGGUGAUGUUGCCGGAGAUCUGGCUGCCGUUGCACUUUUACUGCAGCAGCUCUCAUGCAUUUCUUUAUCUUCUUGUACAGCCAAGGCUGCCUAAUUAUAAUCUUUUCCAGUUCGAUUAGUAGGAGGAGUACUAUUUUAGAGGGUUUUAGUUGUACUGUUAAUCAUUUUAUAUCUAUGGCAAUGGAUUCUUUCUUUCUUGGUCGGUUAAUUUUGGAACAAAAGUGGUUGGAUUUGCUUUUUUUCUGCAUACAAAAUUAAAAAAUAGGGCAGGUUCUUGAUCUGGAAUGGGAUGGAGAGGAACGAUUAGUACUAAUAAAUAAUGGGAAUUCGAGAUCUUGAGCUGGGCUUUCUGACAAAAAAAAAAACAUUCGGCCAAGAUAACUGGGUUUUUUGCUCAGGUCGGUCUGAGAAGUUAACAGCGGCUGAGAACUGGACUGACUGAUCGGAGACGGAGGGAACGAUCCGGCGGAGAUACGGCGGAGUGAGAGAGCUGAAAGUAAGAGGAAAGACCAAAGCUUUGUCGUUUUGCGAAACUUUACUUGCCACCUGGCAAAUAGGGCCCCUUUUUAUUUUAUUUUUUUGCCCCUUUUUCUUCUUCGAGGUUAACAAUUCGGAUAAUUCUGUAUUAAAAAAAGAAAAAACACACAAUACACUAAGCGAAC
This is a messenger RNA of Oldenlandia corymbosa var. corymbosa, 1242 nucleotides long. The record is from the annotation of a GenBank genome assembly. Lineage: Eukaryota; Viridiplantae; Streptophyta; Magnoliopsida; Gentianales; Rubiaceae.